UCUUAGUUUUAUAAGCUCGGCGAUUACUUCAGCAUUUAUAAGCAUACCGAAUUAUAGAAUGAAUUAGUGUGCGGCUAAUGUAGAGUUACACUAUCCUAUCCUAUUAUGGAAGGCAUCCCCGGCUGACCCGGAAAACGUACCUACCUAUUAUACGUGCAUAAUAAACUUCGCUCUCGGACUGAGAGCAAAGAGUUUAUGAUUACUAUCAUUAUUACGUUGCUAGGUGUCCGUAACGAUAGAAACGAACACACAACAUUUGUAGAAAUAUAUAAAUGUGACGUGAUAUUUUAUAAUAUCAUAAUUAAAUCAAGAAUGGAUUAUUAUUAAGGCAAAGCAUGUCCGUUGCCAGUUUAUUGCCAGAAGAUAAACGAAAAGAUCAAAGAAUCUCCUUGGAGAGCGUGUACAGCAGCAAUUCGCGGCUGAACUUGCUGCAAAAGCGGAAGCGCAUGAAUCCGGCUCAGCCGCAGCAUCGACCGCACGGCGAACAGCGUGUGCUGUCUGCUAAGAUGCACCGACUCAAGGCGCUACAGAAUCAGCUCGCCGACGCGCACUUUCACUUGCAGGAGCUGAGCAAUGAAAAUAAAAUCCUGCGGUCUUUGCAAAAGAAGCAGGAAGUCGCCCUGCAGCGGUACGACAGUUCGAGUGCGGAGCUUCCGCAAGUUCUGAGCGCGCACAGCGAGGAGAUGCGCGUGCAGCAGGCCAAGUACCAGCAAGCUCGCCGUCGCCUUCGCGACCUCGAGGGCCAGCUGCGAGACCGCGACCUGCGUUUGCAGGCUCUGCAGGACCAACACAACCACCUGCUGAACCUCACGCGCGAUAAGAAUCUACCGGAACGUGAGAAGCUGCAAGCGCAGGUGAGUGAGCUGCGAGAGACGGCGCGGCAGCAGCAGGAGACGAUCGCCGGGCUGCAAAGACGGCUGGCGCUCGAGGCUAAGAACUUCAGACAUCGGUUGCAGGCCGAAAUCGAAAAGCACCGCGACACACGAAACGACCUAGAUCUGGCUAUCAGCAACGCCGACAAGCUCUCGACCAUUAUUGAGAUAAAAGAGAAGAUGAUCAGCACGGCCGCCGGUCGCGGCGGAGGUAGAAGCUCACCUCCGAAGAUCGCUUCCGUGGCGCAGCUCGCCAGACCUCUGAGUAAAAAUAGGAAACAUGGUGACGACCGUUCCGGCGAACGUUAUGUUCCGUCGAGACAGGGUGGAGAUUUCCGUGCACCGAGCGGUUUGUCCGACGAAGACCAGGUGAGUCGUCCCCGAGAUCUUCCUGCCGCGAACGUUGAUCUCGCCAAGGCUGUGCAGGAGGGCAUGGCGAGUGUGGGCAUCCGCGAACAACGCAUCGCCGGCACGGAGAACUCGCAAAGUAAAAUGGAAGCGAUGAAAACGGAUUUAAUGAAUAGAAUAAGAAAUAACGAGGAGCCCAGGUCGCGAAAGACGAGUGCACUCCGACGACAGGCGACGGAGGAGAGCGUGAGCGAAUACGUGGUUGAGGAGGCGGGCCGGGCACGGAGGAGCUCGGGCGUAUCCUUUUACGAAGCCGGUCGUGGCGAAUCGGAGACCGACACGGAGCGCGGGACCGGAGACGGGACGCAGAUGGGCAGACGCGCGGAAAGAUACUGCAAAGAUAUACUCGAGGAUAUCGAAAAGAGCUCGCGCGUAAUCGACGUGCACGUGCGGCAGCUUUCGGCGGCGACGGGAGCGGGCGAGAGGCUAGCCUCGCAGCUGCGAGCCGUCGACCGUGUCAAUGAGCUGGUGAACGCUCGCGGGGACCUUCCCGCCGGGGCGAUCUCGCAGCUUCAGGACGAGUUCGAGGCCCUGUCGCAACACGCACUGCCUCCGCGUCUCCGUCCCGCUGCCGAUCUCCUCGGAGACCGAGCGCUCUCCAACCGGGAUCUACUGGACGACUUACUCGGGAAGAAGUGAAGUCCCGCGUCCGAUUUCGCUCUAUAGAGAUAAACUAUAGUUUACGUUAACUUUGUAAAGAUUUCUAUUCUAUUAUUUUAAAGAUAAUUUAUUUUUUGACUCUUGUUAAAAUUGACGGGUAAAAAGAAUUUCCUGUAUGUGUGAAGAUUUUGUGACGUUUGUGUACCUCUUUCUUAUUUAAUUGUACUUGAAAUUUUAUACCGAUUGUGUGAAUAAACGUCAGUUAUUUCAAUUGAUUAAAAUAGUCU
Messenger RNA from Pieris rapae (cabbage white), 2167 nucleotides. RefSeq lists its product as uncharacterized. Gene Ontology annotation, biological process: intraciliary transport. Lineage: Eukaryota; Metazoa; Arthropoda; Insecta; Lepidoptera; Pieridae. The coding region runs from base 336 to 1919 and encodes 527 amino acids. Gene Ontology annotation, cellular component: axoneme. The record is from RefSeq and is a predicted model, not a curated record. The transcript has 7 exons.